Alligator mississippiensis (American alligator) is the source of this 2501-nucleotide messenger RNA. Its product is annotated as alcohol dehydrogenase 1. Gene Ontology annotation, biological process: retinoic acid metabolic process; retinol metabolic process. Gene Ontology annotation, molecular function: zinc ion binding; all-trans-retinol dehydrogenase (NAD+) activity. The record is from RefSeq and is a predicted model, not a curated record. Lineage: Eukaryota; Metazoa; Chordata; Crocodylia; Alligatoridae. Gene Ontology annotation, cellular component: cytosol. The transcript has 9 exons. Bases 123 to 1250 code for a protein of 375 amino acids.
AGGAGCCACUUCAUCCCCUCGGUGCAUCCAGAAAGACAAUCAGCAAGAGGAAUCCUCCACAGCCUACUGAGCCAGAGAAGUGGUGACUAGGGGCCCCCAGGUGUGAGAGAAAAAGAGCCAGCAUGAGCACAGCAGGCAAAGUCAUUAAAUGCAAAGCAGCUAUUACCUGGGAAAUUAAGAAACCAUUUUCCAUUGAGGAGAUAGAAGUUGCCCCACCAAAGGCACAUGAAGUUCGCAUUAAGAUUUUGGCCACAGGGAUCUGUCGCUCAGAUGAUCAUGUGACAGCUGGUUUACUCACUAUGCCUUUACCAAUGAUUCUUGGCCAUGAAGCAGCUGGUGUUGUGGAGAGUACUGGAGAAGGAGUAACUAGCCUUAAACCAGGUGACAAAGUCAUCCCACUCUUUGUCCCACAGUGUGGAGAGUGUAUGCCUUGCUUAAAAUCAAAUGGCAAUCUAUGCAUUAGAAAUGACCUUGGGUCACCUUCUGGAUUAAUGGCUGAUGGAACCAGCAGGUUUACCUGCAAAGGAAAAAUGAUCCAUCACUUUAUAGGUACGAGUACCUUCACGGAAUACACAGUUGUACAUGAGACGGCAGUUGCCAGAAUAGAUGCUGCUGCUCCUCUGGAGAAAGUGUGUCUGAUAGGCUGUGGAUUUUCUACUGGCUAUGGGGCUGCAGUAAAAACUGCUAAGGUGGAACCUGGUUCUACCUGCGCUGUCUUUGGUUUGGGAGGAGUUGGGCUCUCCACCAUCAUGGGCUGUAAAGCAGCUGGAGCUUCCCGGAUCAUUGGAAUUGACAUCAACAAAGAUAAAUUUGCCAAGGCCAAGGAGCUAGGAGCCACUGAGUGCAUCAACCCACUGGACUGCAAGAAACCCAUUCAGGAGGUGCUGUCGGAGAUGACUGGUGGUGGUGUGGACUAUUCAUUUGAAGUAAUUGGACGCAUUGAUACCAUGACAGCUGCCCUGGCAUGCUGCCAAGAUAACUAUGGAACCUCUGUGAUUGUCGGGGUGCCCCCUGCAUCAGAAAAGAUCACUUUCAACCCCAUGAUGCUAUUCACUGGACGUACCUGGAAAGGGUCUGUUUUUGGAGGCUGGAAGAGCAAAGAGUCUGUUCCUAAACUGGUUGCAGACUACAUGGAAAAAAAAAUUAAUUUGGAUGGAUUAAUAACCCACACUUUGCCGUUUGAUAAAAUCAAUGAAGGAUUUGAGCUGCUGAGAACAGGGAAGAGUAUUCGCAGUGUUCUGACGUUUUAAGAUCCCAGACUCCUAAGAAGCAUGUGAGCUACCAACAGCAUGCCACGGCUUAUCUAAAAUGUCUUCUCCUACGAUCUCUAUACAGCUUUAUAACAAAAUAUUUGUGGGAAAACCAUUCAUUACAGCUGACUAACAUGGAACAAAGCAGCACUUUAAGCAUCCAGAGAGAUUUUGGAAUAAUAAAGAAAAAGGAAACCAGCUAGCAGCAGUGGCUGGACAGGAGGGGGGCAGCCCCCCCCAACAGCCCCCACAACUACCCCUACUAGGGCUUGGGGGAACUGGCCCAUGCCCAUGUGGUGGGGGGGGACCGUCCUUCUCUCCCACACAAGCACAAUGUUGACAGCGGCAGCCAUAGCUCCUGCGCCCAGAGCUGGGGUGGGGAGGGGGGAAUGGAGCCCCCCCAGCUCUUUAACCCAGCCCGGCCGCCGCAAGACCCCAGCAAGGGUAGCCAGGCCAGGCCCAUGAGGUGGGGGGCUCCAUUUCCCCCCCUGGACCAGCUCCAGGAACAGCAGCGAUGGCUGCUUCUGUCAAGAUACUUGAGCAGGGGUGGACAGGAAAGGGAGCACCCCCACACAGCAGUGGUAGCUGGGGGAGGACACCUGCGGUGGGGGCCUGCUUUCUCCCACUACCCCUUGCCCAGCUGUGGAGGAAGAAGACAGAGGUUUUCUUUUCCUCUCUCUGACAGCUUCAGGGGUGGGGCUAGGCCAGUGCUUGCCUGUGCCAGCACCAGCUCAGCUGCAGAAAGUAGUACGGGAAGUGGGUGGAAUCAUCUGAAAUUAACCCUUAUAGCAUACCUGUACACAGAUUCCCUAAGAUACUCUGCCCUAGAGCACCCCUGUAUGAUACUACAUCAAAUGUGGGUUACAUUUUCACAUGAUCAGCCAUUUUAAAAGUGCUCUGCUGCUGUGAAUGUUUGUUGUGUUACGUCUACAGAGCAGUAUCAGGGGCCUCGUCGUGCAAAAAAAUGUAACUUCUGUACACGCCCAAAGUCAUCGCAAACCUACAUAGUGGAAGAUGCUUAGCCACAACUUACGUUUCUGUAUUAGACCUUUUAACUUUUAUAACUCUGAAACCAAUAUAUGUUGUUAAAAAAUAAAUCACCGGACUAUCUGUAUAUGCCUCAUACUCCUGCUUAUUUAGAUUAAUUUCUGUUCCUUGAGGUACAUGGUUUUGGACAACCAUUUGAUUUUAUUUAGAGAACUUGUGUAUGUGCCAAAACUUUUUGAAAAUAAAGUAAAUGAGUGAAUAGUU